AUGAUAAAGAUGGCCGACGAGGAGGAACAGGAACCAAAUAAUACGUCAGAUAAUGUGAAAUUUCCAUCAGAACGCUCGGCCAGACAAGCUAAAAAGAACGCCAGAUUAACUCAAAUUAUCCUCAAGAAUGAAAGAAAUGCAGCUACGAGACUUGUUUCUGGAAUUUUGAAGAAAGCAGCAAGUGACAGGACAACUGAGGAACUGGAAGUUUUGUCUAAGUCACCUGAAUUAACAAGUAGACUCCAAAAACUAGCCCAAAAAAGAGAUGCAGCAAAAUCAAGACAUCUUGAGGUUGAGGAUCCGGAGGAUGUGUUGCAGUAUAAGUGCCAACAACUUGCAGAAGCUAUUAAAGCCUCAAAUAAUGUGGUAGUUUACACGGGUGCUGGCAUAAGUACUGCUGCUUCCAUUCCUGACUACCGAGGACCCAAUGGAGUGUGGACUUUAUUGCAGAAAGGCCAACAACCAGAAGCCCAAGAUUUAAGUGAUGCAGAGCCCACAUUAACACACAUGAGCAUCACCCAGCUUUACAUAAAAGGACAUGUAAAACAUGUGGUCUCUCAAAACUGUGAUGGUCUACAUUUAAGAAGUGGAUUUCCCAGACAGAUCUUAUCUGAAGUACAUGGCAACAUGUAUAUCGAGGUGUGCACCCAUUGUAAGCCUCAGGUAGAGCAUAUCCGAUUAUUUGAUGUGACAGAGAAGACUGGAGUUCGACGACACAGCACCGACAGAUCUUGUCACAUCUGUGGAAAACCACUGAAGGACACCAUUGUUCACUUUGGUGAAAAGGGUGGACUCAAGUCCCCAUACAGAUGGAAGGAGGCAGCAAAAGCUGCUAACAACUGUGAUAUUAUUCUUUGUCUUGGAACCAGUUUAAAGAUAUUAAAGAAAUAUCCUUGCCUAUGGUGUAUGGACAGAAGACUCCACAAACGGCCCAAACUGUUCAUUGUCAAUCUUCAAUGGACUCCCAAAGACGACACAGCUACACUGAAGAUAAAUGGUCGCUGUGAUGAAGUCAUGAAGAGAGUUUUAGAGAUGAUGAGAAUACCCAUACUUACUUACAACAGAGAGGAUGACCCUAUUUUUAGCAUGUAUUCAGCUCUUAAGAGAUCUGAAAGACUUUCAACAACAAAAAAAAUACUCAAGAUACCAAAUACUCUUCACAAAAGGAAAAACAGGAAACCGACCAAAGAACUCGUUGUUGUGGAUGUGCAAAAAGAGGAAGCAUUAAAAGAAGAGAAGCCAAUGGACCCUAUGUCUGUGAACUGUACAGUGGGGAGUAGUGUCCCUGUUCAACCCUUUGUUUCCCCAACAGAUACAAGGACUGGACCACCCCCAUUACUUAAUCCAAAUAAUGGUUCUUUUUUUCCUCCCCUUCCAACAUUUCCGAAUGGAACAAAUCAGCUACCACUCAUGCAACAAUUUCUUAAUCUGAAUGCACUUAUUCUUGCCACAAACAUUCAACAGAUGUCAAAUCAAUUAUUGAACAGUGCUUGUGAGAAGUGUAAGGUUAGACGAGAUUUAAACUGUCGGUGUAUGACUUCUUUGCCUCAGGGACUCGGAGUACCCCUCCUUCCAGGAUUGCCUCCCUUUCUUCCAUUCCUGCCUCAGCCAUCUUUGCUGGAUUACCCUAGGUUGGGCAUGCCAGCAGUCCCCCCUCAAUGGCUUCCUUCCACUCAGGGAAUGUUUCAGUCACCUAUGAGUGCACCUUCAAACAGUGUGCGUGCCAUGCUGAACGACCACUGCUACCUCAACAAAGCUCAGAUGCAAAAACUGUCUCCCCAAAGUAAUGUGUUGUCUCCUCCACUGUCACAAAUGCAGCCGCCCAGGCAGAACAAAGUUAAAAUGACAAAGUCUUCCGAGAACGAGAAAUCAAAUCAUAAAAUAAAAGUUGAAUCCUCCAAGUCUUCCCUAAAAAGAGAAAGAACUUAUCCUUCAUCUGUCACCUUUUCACUGGAGAGUCCUACAGAUGAAGAAUGUCCUCGUUUGGGCAUGUCUGACCCUGGCAUCCAAAUUCAGGACAAUCGUGUGAAAGAGGAAAAUCAAGAAUUGCCUCUAAACAGCAUUAACAAAGACAAAUCAUGGCCCUCUGUGAUAACCAAAGACAAUUUGACCUUGGAAAGAUCUGUGUCUGAACAGCUUAUUUGUGAUAAGACUAAGGAGGAAGAUGAUGAGGCAUCCCCAAACAAAAAAAGAAAAAUCGUAAGAAGCACCUCUGUUCCUGGCUGGUUUGGGAAGGGGCUGAAUCUGAAAAAGAAAAGAAGAGUCUGAGAAAAGAUGUUUUCAAUUGAGCAUUUGAAAUGAACAUAUUGAAUAAUUGAGCAUUUUGUGUGUGUGUGAAAGGUUUCAUAUUUUUUUGUGUUUCUAUACAUUUCAUGCUGGUGCAAUAUAUUUUCCCCCCUUUCUUGUUUACUAAUCAUACUGGGUAAUAUUGAUAUUUCACACCAUGAUCUCAUAAUGAUACUAGUACAAAGAUUUGAUUUAAUGGUGUUUAUCAUGUGAGAAGAUAUUUAUUGCAUUAUGUCUGUGCAUUUAUUUUGGUAUGUUGUACUAAACACUAGUGCUUUUCUACUUAAAAAUUUCUGAAGGUACUGGGUUAGACUGGUGUUUGUUUUUUUUUUUGGUGCAUUUGCACUA
Saccostrea echinata is the source of this 2634-nucleotide messenger RNA. RefSeq lists its product as uncharacterized. The record is from RefSeq and is a predicted model, not a curated record. NCBI's taxonomy places the organism in Eukaryota, Metazoa, Mollusca, Bivalvia, Ostreida, Ostreidae. The transcript is spliced from 10 exons. Gene Ontology annotation, molecular function: NAD+ binding. Bases 1 to 2268 code for a protein of 755 amino acids.